GUUGCCAAAAUACGAAUAGUCGUAUUUUUCCAAGGUCCGGUUCUGUAUCGGUUGUUUCUAAAGCUUGCGUCUAGGUUUUGAAAGAGUCUGGGGCCGUUGGUUUCAACGUUGACUUUUACGGGGUCGGAAACAACCUUGACAGAAUCAAUCCUAUAAGGCAGUCCUGGCAGUCUGGAAGGCCGCUAGAACCCAUUGCCCCAGGUACCCCCGUCCUCAGGGGACCCUUGCCCACGCCCUGUUCUGCAGUGGACGCGACCCGUCAGUGACGAGCGCCCUUGCCAAUCACUGACCGUGAUGCGAAGUAGCAUGCCCAUAUUCUAAACACCACGAACAGCCAGGGCUGCUAAGUCCGUCAACCGAUCAGGAAAUUUCACUCCUCCGCUGCAUCCCAAUUUUCCAGAGUCCUCACUGGAGGUACUUGCACGGCUCUGGAGGCCAACCCGGGGCGGGCAGGUUGAACGCGUCUGGCGAUGGGCGAACCGACCUGACGUCAAGUCUGGGAACUCGGAGGGCAGAAUCACGACCUGGGUGUUGCCUCGUAGGCUGACAUAUCCUGCCUCGAGAUGGCACCCCUCUCAAGAACAAAUUCGUACACCGAUCCGGCCUUCACCCUGAGGCGGCAGUUCGGCAAGGAGCACUUCAGACCUAUGCAGAAGGACAUCAUAGAGGCAGCUCUCCAGGGUAAAGAUGUCUUUGUCCAGGCCGCCACCUCGUUCGGAAAGAGCCUGUGCUUCCAGCUGCCCGCUGUCAUAGACCACGGCAUCACCAUCGUGGUCUCGCCCCUGCUCAGCCUGAUGAUGAACCAGAUCGAGUCGCUCAAGCUCGCCAACGUCGACGCCAGGACCCUCAACAGCAACACGCCCCCGGCCGAGAAGGACCACAUCUACCAGGACCUGGCCUCGGGCCACCCGCGGACGAGGCUGCUGUACGUCACCCCGGAGCUGUGCUCGGGCGACCACUUCCGCCGCAGGCUGAGGGUCGUGCACGAGCAGCGCGAGCUGGCCCGCAUCGCCGUCGACGAGGCACACUGCAUCUCGGAGUGGGGCCACGACUUCCGCAAGGACUUCAAGAAGCUGUCCUUCUUCCGCGAGGCCUUCCCCGACGUGCCCAUCAUGUGCCUGACCGCCACCGCCAACGAGCAGGUCCGCCGCGACGUGCUGUCCACCCUGGGCCUGCUCCAGAGCCCCGCCCGCCUGCGCACCUUCGCCAUGACCGCCUACCGGCCCAACCUGCACAUGGAGAUACGCUUCACGAGCGACCAGGCCGACGACCGCUUCGACAACUUUGUCACCUGGAUCCAGGGCGUGUACGCGCGCCGGGAGACGGACGGGAGGAGGCCUGAGCUCGAGGCCCGCGGGGAGAGGGUCAAGAACGUCCCGGGCAUCAUCUACACCAGCUCGAGGGACGAGUGCGAGAUGAUCGCGGCGGCGCUGCGGCAGGAGGGGAUCGGCGCGCGGCCCUUCCACGCCAGGCUGCCCAACCAGGUCAAGGAGGAGACGCUGGCGCGGUGGGUCAACAACCAGGAGGGCUACGAUAUCAUCGUGGCCACGACGGCCUUCGGCAUGGGCAUCGACAAGAACAACGUGCGCUUCGUCGUGCACUGGCGCAUGCCCAAGAGCUUCGAGGGCUACUACCAGGAGGCCGGCCGCGCCGGCCGGGACGGCAAUGCCAGCUACUGCUUCCUGUAUUACAGCCGCGAGGACCGCGACCGCAUCUCCAACAUGGUGUCGAGGGACGUCAAGGACGGCGAGAAUCGCGAGGCGAGGCUGCGCAGCCUCAAGACGCUGGCCGACUACUGCGAGGGCACCGAUGGCUGUCGGCACGCUGCCAUCUGCAGGUAUUUUGGGGAGGCUGACGUCCCUGCGUGCGAUUUCGCCUGCGACUGGCACAAGGAUGCACAGGACCUGAAGAGGAGGUGGCGGAAGGGGCUGGCCAGUGAGGAGUGGGUCAGCACGCAGGCGCAGGGCGGUGUUUAUGACAAUUAUUAUGAUGAUUACUGAGGGACGGAUAGACUCCUGGAAGAUACCCCGGCAUUGCUCGGCUGCCCACUUUAUGCGGAGCGAAAAUCACAGUUCGUUUUUGAGACUUCCUCAUGUGCAUCAUUACAUGCAAUGUGCAAUGCUGUCAUUCCAACAUCUGGUCGUGGAGGGCAUCAACACCUCCCUCCAAGAGCAGCCUCUUGUUGUUCUGCCAGUGUAUGAAAGCUAGGCCCUGCAACAAGCAGUCAGCCAGAUCGUCCAGCUUCUUCAUCCUAUCAGCCUUGCGCAGGAAGCUAUUCUUCCCCUGCCACUCGUUCAGGUACACGGCAGCAACGAGCCUUGCCGGCUCAGCAACAUCCAGACCAGCCGAGGCCAGCAUCC
Diaporthe batatas is the source of this 2360-nucleotide messenger RNA. RefSeq lists its product as uncharacterized. Gene Ontology annotation, cellular component: cytoplasm; chromosome. Gene Ontology annotation, biological process: double-strand break repair via homologous recombination. The coding region runs from base 564 to 2000 and encodes 478 amino acids. Gene Ontology annotation, molecular function: ATP binding; nucleic acid binding; 3'-5' DNA helicase activity. The record is from RefSeq and is a predicted model, not a curated record. The transcript is spliced from 2 exons. Lineage: Eukaryota; Fungi; Ascomycota; Sordariomycetes; Diaporthales; Diaporthaceae.